This is a messenger RNA of Ricinus communis (castor bean), 774 nucleotides long. RefSeq lists its product as uncharacterized. Bases 229 to 615 code for a protein of 128 amino acids. The record is from RefSeq and is a predicted model, not a curated record. Gene Ontology annotation, molecular function: RNA binding. NCBI's taxonomy places the organism in Eukaryota, Viridiplantae, Streptophyta, Magnoliopsida, Malpighiales, Euphorbiaceae. The transcript has 5 exons. Gene Ontology annotation, cellular component: nucleus.
AAAAAUUGAAGGAAAGCAACAAGGUCAAGGGUUUUUAAGGAAGGGAUUUUAUAAAUUGCAGCAGCAGCCUCCUCUGUCGUAAAACAGACCCCACUCUUUUGCAACUCCACUAGAGAUAGAGAUAGUACACAAAUUUUACAAUCUGCAAGUGAAAUUAGGGUUCUUAUAAGCUUUUAUCUACAAGAAGAAACUGAUAAAGGAGGAGGAGGAGGAGUAGUAGUAGUUAGAAUGGAGGCUGUAACAGAAGGAGUAAACAACAUGAACAUAAAUGAUGCAUCCAACAAGAAAAACCGCAUCCAAGUCUCUAAUACGAAGAAGCCCCUCUUUUUCUACGUCAAUCUCGCCAAGAGAUACAUGCAGCAACACAAUGAAGUUGAACUGUCUGCACUUGGAAUGGCUAUAGCAACAGUUGUGACCAUUGCCGAGAUAUUGAAGAAUAAUGGGUUGGCUAUUGAAAAGAAGAUCAUGACUUCGACUGUUGACAUGAGGGAGGAUACAGGAGGACGCCCCGUCCCUAAAGCUAAGAUUGAGAUAUUGCUAGGGAAGACGGAGAAGUUUGAUGAGUUGAUGGCUGCUGCUACAGAGGAAGGUACUGAUAGCGAGGAGCAGAGCUGAGCUUGAACUCGUGUCUCAAGUUCUUUUAUUGUGGGACAUCUGUAACAGUAUUGUUUUAGAUUGUAUUUUCAAGUUCUUUAGCGGUCAUAAUCUCUCUGUUAGGAUUGUGUUGUAGAAACAAUGCACUUAUUAAAAAUUCAGAUUCAUUUCCAGGUUCAA